AAAUUAUUUAAAUGACCUUUGAAGAAAAAGACACCAUGAAAGCUGUUGAACUUUCCAACCUAAAAUCAUAUAUUUGGUUUGUUUGCAUUGGCCAUUAACAAUGCCUUUCUAUAUAGAAUGAAAGCUUGACUAACUCACCUUUUAAAUAUCAGUGUCACAUUCUUCUAGUAUUUGACUUGGUAUAAACAUGAUCAUAAAUUAGCUUAUCUGUUAAUUUUAAGUUUGUUAUCUCCUCAUAAUCUUUUCAUUCCCUCAUAAUUAAUAUGUAAUCAUCUAAUUUGCUCUAAGAAUUAUAGCGGGGCGGAACCGGAUCGGUUAAGAUUGUCAGUCCCCAAUUGUCUCCGAUUACCCUUUCGGUAUUAUUAUUUUUAAUUAUAUUAUUCCGCCCGAAAAUUUCAAGAAUGAGAAAGAAUGGAAGAGAUAGUUCUUGUGAUGAUUUAAAGAUGAUCAACAAAAACAGUAUUGAUCAGGAUCUUCCAGGAUCAGCAUCAGCCACUUGUUGUACAGGCAAUGAGUCGAUUCAAUUACGAAUUAAAAAGAUGGGUCCAAUCUGUAAAAUCAGAAAGAUAUUUGUUGUUGAUAUUUGCAAUAAGUCAUCAAUGGAAGAAGAUAUUGAUCUCGAUAAACGGCUUGUUCAGGAAAUAUGUUCCGAUCAAAAUGAGUGUAUGUGGCUAUCUUCAGCAGGUCCAUCCCCUUCAUUGUUUUUCCGAGAUUAUCAAUUAUCUUCAUCGUUACAUCUCUCUGUCGAUCAAUGGUUAUCGACAUUGGCCGACUCUUAUCUUUAUCUCGAUCAAGUAAUAAAUCCUGAGGAAGAAAACAGAUCAGCUUUAGUAACGAACGAUAAGGAUGCAUCAGAUUUCAGUAUCACCAAUUCUGAUAGUGUCAGGUUUUCCUUAAGUCAGUGUGGUGAAGUCUUGUCAAGCUCUGACAAAUCUUUGACGCCUUGCAGCACAAUCUUUGAUUUCGACAGGAGUACUAGUACUACCAGUAGUACUAGUUUCUUGACAGAUCUCGACAGAACAAGUUUCUUGGUCUCGUUAGUAAAUCUUGAUUCUGAAGAUUCCGAGCUGAUUUCUGAUACGGAACCAGAGAUAGAUUGUCUCUCACCAGAUUUUCCAAGUCCAUCAUGUAGGAGUUCUGCUUAUACUUCUUCAGACUCUGUAGACUUGGAAAAUUUCGACACGGAUGAACCUAUUUUCUGGCCUUCAGAAUGGAAACAUGAUUGGAAUCCUGAAGAAACCUGGAAAUGCUUUUCCAUGUCACCUCGUAAAUACGAUACAGCACUUGUAAAACCAGCUCAGAGCACUAUUUCUAAACCAACCAAAUCAAAACUUCGUGUUCCGAGUCUCGAUUCGAGAAAGGGUUGCAGGAGAAGACUGGAUUUUGGGCCAGCUCCGACAGCAGCAUCGAAGAUUUUGGAGCGUAAACGAAGAGGCAACACGAAAAUAAAACCUGCUAAUGCUACUACCCCUUCAAGAUUGAGAAAAACAAGAGUGAAAUUAGAAAUGGAAGAUGAUACAAAGGAAGGCAAACAUAGUGAAGAAGUUGCAUUUGAAUUAGCAAUUGAGAGUGUAAUAGGACUUGAAGAGUUUGAUGGGCAUGAAGGAGUAGAAUCUGAUUUCAAUGAAGAUGUUUUCUGCUUGGAUUAAUCCAAAUUAUGUUUUUAUAUUGUACAAUUGCUCACAUGUUGAUAGAUAUAGGUGAUUAUGAUCAGCACAAAACAAGUAAAUGACCAUUUAAUUU
Mercurialis annua (annual mercury) is the source of this 1743-nucleotide messenger RNA. RefSeq lists its product as uncharacterized. The record is from RefSeq and is a predicted model, not a curated record. NCBI's taxonomy places the organism in Eukaryota, Viridiplantae, Streptophyta, Magnoliopsida, Malpighiales, Euphorbiaceae. Bases 402 to 1649 code for a protein of 415 amino acids. The transcript has 2 exons.